AAUAUCAUUCUAUAAAUAUAUUCCUUUUUAAUCAAUAUUCCAAUUUUAUCCUCCCAAUUCAACUGCCUCAGCCCUCUCCCUUGUGGUUAUUUCUGUCACUUCGCACCCCGUAAAUAUAGACACCAGCUAAAAAUUGUCUAAAUUCGCUCGCAUUCGCUGAUAAUCAUUUUUCUAUUUCUUCAAAUUCACAUCCCGAUUUUUUUUCUACACAAAUUUUUUCUCCGCAAAUCCGACGGAAAAAAUGCAUUCACUGUCUAGUCUUAAAGUUUUCACGAAUUUCACCGCCGGCACCAGGUCCUUCUUGCCGGUUCGCAGCUCCGCUUUCGAGAGGAGACACUGGCUCAAUUGUGAGGAUUCCGCUAGGAAUUUUAGGAUUGUAGCGUGUUCAGUUGACAGAAAUGGGAAUGGCGGUGGAGGUUCCAGCUCCAGUUCCGGGUCGGGUAUGGGUUCGGAUAAGAGUGCGAAUUCGUUUUUGUCUCGGACUCAAACUUAUGCUCUGUUGAAGCAGCAAAUGGAAGUCGCUGCUCAAUCUGAGGACUACGAAGAAGCUGCCAGAAUUCGUGAUUCAUUGAAGUCCUUCGAGGAGGGUGAGCCAGUUCUGAGACUUCGCAGGUUACUCAAGGAGGCUAUAACUGAAGAGCGCUUUGAGGAUGCUGCUAGGCAUCGAGACGAGCUAAAGGAAAUUGCACCACAUUCCCUCCUGAAAUGCUCAAGCAACGCAACAACCUUGGGGAUCAAAGUUCAGGUUAGGAGUGUGUACAUUGAGGGACGAAGUCAGCCUUCAAAGGGGCAGUAUUUCUUUGCAUACAGAAUAAGGAUCACCAACAACUCAGAUCGUCCCGUUCAGCUUCUCAGAAGACAUUGGAUUAUCACUGAUGCCAAUGGAAAUGCUGAAAAUGUUUGGGGGGUUGGAGUUAUAGGUGAACAGCCAGUUAUACUUCCUAGCACAGGGUUUGAGUAUUCAUCUGCUUGCCCAUUAUCUACUGCCAAUGGGAGAAUGGAAGGUGACUUUGAGAUGAAACACAUUGAUAGAGUAGGGUCACCAACUUUCAACGUGGCUAUUGCACCAUUUUCUCUGUCAAUACUAGGAGAUGAAAGUGAACCUUUCUGAAAUGUGAGUUUCCACUUUGAAGAGGCAGAGGAACUGCAGUCUGUUCCACGCAAUGUGCCAUUCAUCGGAUUGAGUGUUCAGAAAACUGUAAAAUAGAUUUAUUUUUUUUUUAUAAACAGUUAUACAUAUGUAAAGGCCAUCCCCGUUAAUGGGGAAUAUAAGUUAAUAUUUCCAUAAGUUGUUUGUCUAGAAGGUUAUAAACUUUCAUAGUUAUAUGUGGUUCUCUUGUUGGAGCAGUCAGUUAGUACUUGGCAGAGAUGAUCAGAAGUAAAUCAAGAAGGAUUUGUUUGCAAUUUGUCACUGUACUACGUUCCAUACAUGUAAAGACCAAAUUACUAGUAUUAUAACAAUUACAAGGUUCUUUUUGUGAGUA
Messenger RNA from Manihot esculenta (cassava), 1484 nucleotides. RefSeq lists its product as uncharacterized. The coding region runs from base 242 to 1111 and encodes 289 amino acids. The record is from RefSeq and is a predicted model, not a curated record. The transcript has 6 exons. Gene Ontology annotation, molecular function: protein binding. NCBI's taxonomy places the organism in Eukaryota, Viridiplantae, Streptophyta, Magnoliopsida, Malpighiales, Euphorbiaceae.